Messenger RNA from Cucurbita maxima (winter squash), 1542 nucleotides. RefSeq lists its product as uncharacterized. The transcript has 3 exons. The record is from RefSeq and is a predicted model, not a curated record. The coding region runs from base 512 to 1339 and encodes 275 amino acids. NCBI's taxonomy places the organism in Eukaryota, Viridiplantae, Streptophyta, Magnoliopsida, Cucurbitales, Cucurbitaceae.
UAUUUGUGUUUGUAAUCUUAAUAAUUUGGUGAUUCCAAUCCAUAAUGAACAUUUUAAAUGUCAAUGAUUGGAUACCAUGUAAUUGUUUAAGUCCGAGCUCGGAUUGAGGAAGAAGGAACAUGAUAACAACGUAACCUUCCCGAAAAAAGAAGGAAACGUAGUGAAAAGCCCUUCAAAACUAAAGGAAGGAAAAAGAGAAGAUUGAAGCAGAAGAGAGCACGUGAAGAGGAAAAGACAUAUAUAUAUAUAUUCCUCGAAGUCCCCACUAAUUUCUAUGUCGGAGCUCUGCUGACGAGAAUAAGUUUGAAUUUGUCUCUACAUGUCGUCAUCGGCACACUCGACAGGAUUGUUCCGACAAAGCCCGAAGAAGAAGACAAAUUCUGGAGCUCUUAUCUGCCUCUACGACCCUCAAGAAGCCUCGGAUAAGCAAUAAUCAUCUUGGCCUUCCGGGAUUUCCUUCAUUGGUUGUUGAGGACUGCCCAAUGCCAAACGUAAGCAAGUCAGGCUAAGUAUGGACGGCAAGGAGGAGAUAAGAAGUGAUGAACUGCCAUUCACCUUUGAAAAGAUGUAUGGAUUCUCCACAGUUGAUGGCUUUGUGGAGAUAGUCGAAAGCUCAGCCGAGAUGAUCAAGUAUAUCGCAAAUGAACCGUCAACUGGGCUUUUCUACAUUCAACAGCAUACAAAAAAUGGCGUUCCCAACGUUCUCAAUAUGAAGAAUAGUGUGGCAAACACGUCUCGUGAAUCGACUUUGCACACUGAAGAUUCGGAGGAUUCGAUCACGAUGUUGAGGUCGAUGAAAGAAUGUGGAUUUCCCAUUGCUGAUGAGAUGAGUAGAGACAUCAAAAAGUCUCUUGCUGUUAUGUCAACCAAACAGCCAAGAAGAGGCUUGAUCCGUAGUACUUAUGGUAUGCAGCCACCAGGGAGAGUAAGCACUUGGAGGUCAGCCACUUGGGGGCGAAGUGCAGCCAUUGCCCCGCGCGAUGACGACGGUGGUGCCUAUAUUUCAACAGUAUUCAAGCCAGCUAGAGAAAUGACGAGCAACUUUAAGUGGCCACAGCUCGACAUCGUGGAAGAUCUUGCACGAGUCGAAGUUCACAAGGCACAGCCACAACCUAACCAACCAUCAGUUCUAUCAGCUAGUUCUAGUUCGUCACAGCCAGAUAUGGAUAGCGACGAGCUGCCUCUGUCUUGUCAAGUGAACGAUGUGUUGCAAUGCGACGAUCGGGUUGAUGUCGGCUUGGACACUGAUUUACUUUCGGUGUCUUUUGACGAUUUCAGGGCUGAUAAAGAAGCAAAAUUGAAAGAUUGGUUGGAAGGGUCUGGCAAUAUAAGAAUUUGAGCGCAGGGAAAGGGCAUUAAGAUUGAUAUUGAAGAGUGUUAAUGCAUUCCAUGAUGCGUUAUUUAACUGUAAAAAUGAUCACAUAAACACCACUCAAAAUACACUUUAAUUCCAUCAUUGAAGAGUUGUAUUUCUAUAGCUUUGUAAUGUGAUUGUAUUGGAUUAAGGAUCUGAGUUGAAUUGUACAUAGAAAGUAUAAAGCA